Molecule: messenger RNA, 2594 nt
Organism: Linepithema humile (Argentine ant)
Lineage: Eukaryota; Metazoa; Arthropoda; Insecta; Hymenoptera; Formicidae
Product: protein mab-21-like
Source: RefSeq, a predicted model, not a curated record
AGCGGCGUUCUCUCUGUCGUCGCGCGCGCGAGACACCUCAAGCUACGUUCGUUGCACGUAUAACACCUGCCGCACGAUUAGGCACGCACAGUUCGUUCAUCCGUAACCCGUUCCGACCUUUUUUUUUAAAACUUGCGAUUUUUGAGCGGCACCAACCCCCCUCGGGCUUGAAAAUCAAGGGCGACAUCGGCGAUCGGUCCGGCCGCCGUCGGAAUCAUGCAUGAGAAAACAAUUGACGACAACAACAACGAUACUAAUGACAUGCUGAUCCGCGAGUGAAUAUGCGCAUGAGAGAAUGAAGCUCGACGCUCGUCUGAGGCGGAAGAACAUCCUCAGGAUCGCCGGAAGCGGACAAUCUCGUCAUGAUGUUGGUUCCACAAGAUAUUAUGGGCGGCCCUUCGAAGAUGCUGUACCAGAUGAACAAGUAUUACGCCGAGCGGGUGCAGGCUCGCAUGGGUCAGGUACAAAAAACUAUACGGGAGGUGUGCAAGGUCGUGCAGGACGUGCUGAAAGAAGUCGAGGUGCAAGAGCCGCGCUUCAUCUCCUCGCUGACCGAGUGCAACGGCCGCUACGAAGGCCUCGAGGUGAUUUCGCCGGGUGAAUUUGAGGUGGUCCUCUACCUGAAUCAAAUGGGCGUCUUCAACUUCGUCGACGACGGCACCCUGCCGGGCUGCGCCGUGCUGAAGCUCAGCGACGGUCGCAAGAGAUCUAUGUCUCUCUGGGUGGAGUUCAUCACCGCGUCCGGCUACCUGUCCGCCCGUAAGAUACGCUCGAGAUUUCAGACCCUCGUGGCGCAGGCCUGCGACAAGUGCAACUAUAGAGACUCCGUGAAGAUGAUCGCCGAUACUACCGAGGUGAAACUACGUAUACGCGAGCGAUACGUCGUGCAGAUCACGCCGGCGUUCAAGUGUUCCGGCGUGUGGCCGCGAUCCGCCGCGCACUGGCCGAUACCGCACAUCCCUUGGCCGCAUCCCAACUUGGUGGCGGAGGUCAAAACGGAAGGCUUCGAUCUGUUAUCGAAGGAGAGCGUCGCGCUUCAAGGUAAACAAUCGGCGAUGGAAGGCGACGCCUGGGUGCUGUCGUUCACGGAAGCGGAGACCAGACUGCUGCAAGGCGGCUGUCGCCGAAAGUGUCUCAGCAUACUGAAGACCCUGAGGGACCGGCAUCUCGAUCUGCCCGGCAAUCCGGUCACCAGUUAUCACAUGAAAACGCUGCUGUUGCACGAGUGCGAGAAACAUCCUCUCGAAACCGAGUGGGACGAGGGAUGCUUGGCCGAUCGCAUCAACGGAAUUUUCCUGCAGCUGAUAUCCUGUCUACAGUGCCGCAGAUGUCCGCAUUACUUUCUACCAAAUCUCGAUCUCUUCAAGGGAAAAUCGCCCAGCGGUCUCGAGAACGCCGCUAAACAAGUCUGGAGACUCACGAGGGAAUUGCUUACGAACAGCCGCGCACUGGAAAAACUUUAGCAUCUUCCUGUUUCGGAAAAACGUGCGACAAGUCGAAGAGCGAGGAAUCGCACGUUGAUACGUGUAACAGAAUUUUCAGAACGUUGCUGCCGCAUGGUAUUACAUGCUUCUCCGAUACUACACGCGAACGAUAUUGCAGUUAUUGUUAUUACUUAAUACACGCUUGUAUCAAGGGCUUAGAGAUAGUGCAUUGUUACAAAUGAUUCUCGACACGUAAACCAUUUCAAGUGAAAAUCGUUUCUUUUAGUAACAAUCACGAUUCAACGAGCAAUAAUGAUCCUUCGGUAGAUAAAAGAGUUUUUUUAUUUCUAACGUUCAAGUAGUCGCGUGGAAAUCAAAAUGCACGAUUAAUUAGCGAAUAGCGCAAUAAUAUCCGCACAGAUAAAUAUCGAAUAAAAUUUAUCGCGAGUAUUCGAAAGAAAAAUAUUACAGACAGCUGAAUAUUUUAACGUGCCGUGAAAUAUAAUGCAACAUGACAGUUCCGUGUUAGAUUUCGAUAAGUUACAAGGUUUCUCUCGAAGUUAAUAUAUAUCAAUGCCUUACUUAAACAAUUUAUAUUACUGUGAAAUAAAGAUUCCGUCAGCCGAACUCACGAUAUUCCACGCGACUAGUUAAAUGUUAAAUGCAUAUCUCGAUAAUUAAUAUAACGCGUCAUGUCGUAAUACAUAUGGAUUGUGUGCGAUUGGUUUUCUCAAAAUAGAAUAUCUCGUAUAAUUGUUUAGUGUGAUAAUAAUUAUUUCAUCUCAAAUUAUCAAGCGACAAAUACAAGAAUUGCAAUAAGAUAAAAAAAUAAAUUCUGAAGAUCUAAUCUUCUCCGAAUGUUCAAUAAUAUUCUGUAUAAAAUUCUCUUGACGGAAUUUUUAUAUAUCGAAAAUAUAUUUUAACGGAACAGAACCAUUCUAGCAUUCUAAAUCCGCGUUACUUGCCUAUGUAAAAUAUGUAAUACAUUUCAAUUGACGAUUGCUAUAAUUAUAUGUUCAUCUACAGCAUAAUGUGAUUUGUUAUUCUUAUUGAUUUGAUAUUUAUAAUCGGUUACCAGCAAGCUUCCGACGGUGGUUUGACUGCUCAUUGUUAUAUGUAUAUAUAUGUGGUAUACAUAUUUUUUAUAUUAUUUAAAGAAUAUUUAUUUUA